Chaetomium strumarium is the source of this 3411-nucleotide messenger RNA. Its product is annotated as Pyoverdine/dityrosine biosynthesis protein-domain-containing protein. The record is from RefSeq and is a predicted model, not a curated record. The transcript has 8 exons. Lineage: Eukaryota; Fungi; Ascomycota; Sordariomycetes; Sordariales; Chaetomiaceae. Gene Ontology annotation, molecular function: iron ion binding; heme binding; oxidoreductase activity, acting on paired donors, with incorporation or reduction of molecular oxygen. Bases 1 to 3411 code for a protein of 1136 amino acids.
AUGCUUCUCUUUAUCGCAGGGUUGGCCCUUGUCGGGUCCAUGAUCCUCCUCUCCUUCGUCUACUUCAUCUUCCUCCUCCCGCCAAAAUACCCAACCAACAUCCCCGCGGUGCCGUUCUGGGUGGCCCUCAUCCCCUUCGUCCAAGACGUGGACCAAUCCGACAUUUUCCGCCGGCACAUCGAGCAGCCGCUCCGGAAGCACGGCGCCGUCAAGCUCUUCUUCGGCGCCCAGUGGAACAUCCUGGUGCACAGGCCGUCCUACCUGGCCGAGAUCUUCAAGGACGAGGAGCGCUAUCAGAAGAGCGGCAACCAGAAGAAGAUCCCGCACAGCGUGCUCGCCGAGUUCCUCGGGGACAACAUCAUCUCGAGCCACGGGGAGGUGUGGCGGAAUUACCGGUCUGUGGUCAGACCGGGUCUGCAGGGUAGCUUUGACGCGGAGAAAAUCACCAGCAAUGCAAGCCGGCUCUGCGAAAUUCUGCGGGAUGUGCAGUUGCAAGCUGGCAAGGGGGGCAUUCCGGUGCAGGAGGUUCUGCAGCGGUACUCGAUGGCCAACUGCUCUGAGGUGCUGCUGCAGAUGGACCUUGAUAUUCUGAGCUCUGCCAAUGUGCCCCUCAACGUCCUCCAGAGCGCCGUCAAGCGCGAGAUCUUCAAGCCUAUCUUCAUGAACUUCCCCAUCCUGGACCGCCUCCCGCUCCCCGGCCGCGCAAGGGCUCGUCAGAUGGUCCGCAAGUUCAAGAAUGAACUGCGACGUGCCUUGGUAGAGAGCCUGAGGCACAACCCGCUGUCCACCUCCGCCACCGGUUUUGAUGGGCUAGGCAGGAGGAUGCUGAGAGCUCGAGAAAGCGGGCAAUGGAACGACCAGCAGUUCCUGGACAACCUCACCAUCACGUUUGUGGCCGGCCAGGAGAACCCGCAGCUGUGUAUGCUUUCCACACUGUAUCUCCUGGCCAAGCACCCGGACACCCAGGCAGAGCUCUUCGCCGAGAUCCAGCAGCGGAGCAGAGAUGACCCAACGACCACCACCACUGCUACGGACCUGGAUACCAUGCCCUUCUUAACCUCUGUAAUCUACGAAUCCCUGCGCCUCUUCCCCCCCAUCGGGCAGCUCAUCAACCGCAAAGCGUCCUCACAUGCCCUGCUCGGCGACCUUGUCAUACCACGGGGAACCUACCUGGGCUACAACUGCUACUCGACCAACCGGGACCCGGCCGUGUGGGGGCCAGACGCCGAGGAGUUCAACCCAGCCCGCUGGGGCGACUCGCUGGGUGCCAUCCGGAAAGAAUACCGCCUGCGCCGGGCCAGGGCCGAGUUUAUCACUUUUCAUGGUGGGCGGCGUGCGUGUCUCGGCGAGAGGUUCGCAAUGCUGCAGGUGAGGAUUACACUGGUGGCGCUGGUGAGAGGGUUUACGUGGGGCUUGGAUCCGACGUGGAUUGAGAGGAUGACACCGGUAUCGCCGAGCCGGCACAAAGACGCGGCAUGCUCUCGGAGCCGCACUUCCACUCCAAGAAUAGCACACUUCAUCACCGUUCAAUACCCGGCCGGUCAAGGUCAACGUCCGUUUCGCGCCAUGGAUUUCUCCAACGAAGGCCACUCCUUCUAUCACCGCUUCCAGGGCUCCUUCCUCUACAAUGGGAGUGGACAGCUCCUGCACUGCACUGGUGAACGCAGGCAGUGGGUGGAGGAGAACUGGACGUCGCUGCGGUCCGGAGACACUCAAGCGAUGCAACAGACGGGUAUCAAGAUAUACCGGAGCCCCCAUGCCGUCCACAACAAAACUACUGCAGUAAUGGUCAGCACCGACUCAAAGAAAUCCCAAGAUGAACCCUUCGAGGAGUUCUUUGUCCAGCGCAUCCUCAGCCAAGCCGACCUCUGCGUGCUCUCGCACCCUAAGCCGACGGCGCAGAGCGACUCUACCACCGAGCAGAUCGUCGACCUCUUCGACCGAUAUCUCCGAUACGAAGGAAAAAAUGACAGAUGGGCCCACGGCGGCCGGGCAUAUUUCGCCGAGCGAGUCCGACACUUCACCACACAAGACGCGGCCAUCCAGUUCUGCCUGCCGGCAUUCCCCUGUAAGUCGUCCAACGGCGACAAGGUGACCGGCCCGGACCCCGACCGGGGCGAGGAGCUGGCCCUGGAGCGCCUCCACGGGUUCGUCGAGGCCAUCGAGCGUAUCUACCCGCCGGGCGCCAAGCUGUGGAUCAUCAGCGACGGCCACGUCUUCAGCGACUGCAUCGGAGUCGACGACGCGACUGUGGAUGCGUACGGCAGGAAGCUCAAGGCGAUGGACCGCGCCAUUGGGCUGCGGCGGGGCAACACCGACCGUAUUGGGUUCAAGUCGCUGGUCGAUCUGUUCCAGCUCACUACUAGUACUAGUACUAGUACUAGUACCGUCGAGCCAGAAGAGGGAGGUCUCACUCUCUCGGACCUUGCGCGCCGACUCGGCAUCCCCGACAUCGACCACCACGUCCGCACCGAGGUGACCGAGGAGGCCGAGCUGUGCCGGCGCAUCCUGAUGGCGGGCUGCGCACCGCGCAAGGCGGCCGUCCGCGCCAAGAUCGACUCCAGGGACGCGGCCGUCACGGCGCUCUACCGCGGCUUCUCACGGUUUAUGCUCGAGGACCUGGAGCACCACCCGCAUACCCGGGGCAUGACCCGGUCGCAGCGGAAGAAGCUGUCGGCCAAGGUGGCGUUCGAGAUGAUCCUGAUGAUCUUCCCUAACCAUGUCCGCCUGUCUAUCCACGCACACAACAACGCCGGCCCGAAAUUCGGCAUCCAGCUCUUCAACCCAGCCACCGUCCGCGCCGUCGAGAGCUUGUUACCAAACCGGCAGCUCGUCGCCUCCUCCUCGCCCGACCUGCUGCACAUCCCGACGCCCUGGCACAACUGUGUCGUGCAGCUGGACGGAAGCGACGUGGUGCUCGUGACCAAGGCCAAGUUUGCGCGGGCGGCGCUGCUGAAUAAUAAUAAUAAUGAUGAUGAUAAUGAUGUUAAUGGGGGGAAGAUUGGCAUGAUGAGCGGCGGGUUGAGAGGCAACAGGGUGGUUGAUCAUCAUACGGCGGCGGCGGCGGUGGUGGUGGGAAAUAGGAACGGGGCGGUGGUUGUCGACGCAACGGAGUCGGUGUCCGAGGCGAAACCUGCUCCGAGUAUUAUUAAUGUUACAGUGGCGGUCGAAGAGGAGAACUUGGAGAAGUACAACCCUGUUCCGGGGCAGAUUCCGAGUCAGGCGACCAACUGCUCGAUGAAACAGGCGGAUACGGUCCUGACGGCUGUCGUUCGGUGGAAUACCGCCGGCGGUGGUGGUGGUCUCCCCAUGUCGGCGGCGGAGUCGUCGUCGUCUCGGCCGGCAACCUGGCUUGGAAUCGGAUGGCUGCGACGCGCGAUGUUGACGCUGUUUUGGCCUCGGGGUUUGUAA